This is a messenger RNA of Bolinopsis microptera, 1348 nucleotides long. Its product is annotated as osteoclast-stimulating factor 1-like. The transcript has a single exon. The record is from RefSeq and is a predicted model, not a curated record. NCBI's taxonomy places the organism in Eukaryota, Metazoa, Ctenophora, Tentaculata, Lobata, Bolinopsidae. Gene Ontology annotation, biological process: signal transduction. Bases 183 to 854 code for a protein of 223 amino acids. Gene Ontology annotation, molecular function: protein binding.
UGGUAAGGGGAAACUAUCGUUAUAAAGUGUGCUUAACGGCUGAAUGUCUGAAAAAUACAAAGUAUGAAAUAUCCAGUUGUGAUCGUGAGUGAAAAUCGCAUUUGUGUGACGAGUGAUGUUUGUGACUGCCACGCGCUUAUCACUUCACCAAACUGACCCAAACCCCACCAACCUAGCACACAAUGCCUCAAAGACCAGCGCCUCCUCCCCCCAAGAAGCCAAACUCCAUCCUCAAAGUAGUGAAAGCAAUCUACCCGUACAAAGCGACACAAGCUGACGAGGUGUCAUUUAACGAGGGUGACCAGCUGUACAUUUUAGAAGAACCAGAAGCAGGGUGGUACAAGGCUAGAAUUGGGCACCCCGAGAGAGGGAAAACAGGUCUGAUCCCCUCUAACUACGUGGAGGAGAACACGGAGACAGUAGAGAACCCCCUACAUGAGGCUGCUAAGAGGGGUAACAUGGAGCUUCUUACUGACUGUCUGGCUAACAAGUUGUCACCUAACGGACUUGACUACGCAGGAUGCACCCCUCUGCAUUGGGCCUCUGCUGGGGGGUACUUGGAGUGCGUGAAGGUGCUCCUCAGACAGAUGAACAUACUGCUCGAUGUUCAGAAUAAAAUGGGGGACACUCCCCUGCACCAAGCUGCUUGGAAGAGUCAGGCAGCAUCAGUGGAACUGUUACUGGAAGCUGGAGCUAAGACUGAUAUCAAGAACAAUGAGGGGAAAACACCUUUCAGUCUUGCGAGGGACGCCGAGACGAAGGCUCUUCUCAGAGACUUGAAGAAAUUGAACAGCAAGCAUGUGCUCAAUGCUUCCGAUUAUAUUGACGAUGAUGCUGCAGAGGAUUCAGACUAGACAGCACAGUUAUCAUCGUUAUUCAAAUCAUGAACGUUUUACACAUGAUCACCACUAGUUCUCCAGUAGACAACAGUUCCUCUACAGGUUUUUGAUAGAAUGAGAAAAAGUUUUACGUAAGAAGUUUAUUUGUUUUUGUACGUUGACGAUUCGAUUGGGUGAAAUGUAAUUUUCAUGCCAAAAAUAAGUUUUGGCUUGAUCACUGUUCUAUCAUUGUUUGAUUAUUGAUGAAGUCAGUUUUUAGUGUCUCUAAUAGCAUGUAUACGUGUUUUUAUCACAUUAAUUAUAUCUUAAUUCAAAUUUUCACUUAACGUAAUUAUUGUUAUCAACUAUCGUUCAGAAACACGAUUUUCAGAGUUCAGACGUUUUUCGAAUCACUCCUUGUUUUUUUGUCGAGGACUCUCAACAUAAUUCUAAUUCUGUUCGUUUUCUAAUUUUCAGAAAUAUUACCCAAUAAUAUCACACAAUUUUUAAAUUGUUAUUUUGUAAACUUA